Molecule: messenger RNA, 687 nt
Organism: Closterium sp. Yama58-4
Lineage: Eukaryota; Viridiplantae; Streptophyta; Zygnematophyceae; Desmidiales; Closteriaceae
Source: the annotation of a GenBank genome assembly
AUGUUCCUCACUGCAAGCGUUGCAGUGAGAAAAAUUGCACAGUUGGUCAGACUGGGCAGAAGACCGGUGCAGCAAGGACGGGCAGCAGUGGAGCUUCAAGUGAGGCGCUUUGCCCCCUGGGGGGCAAAGGAUCAACACAAGGAGGAGGAGGAGCAGCACCUUCAAGUGAGGCGCUUUGCCCCCUGGGGGGCAAAGGAUCAACACAAGGAGGAGGAGGAGCAGCACCUUCAAGUGAGGCGCUUUGCCCCCUGGGGGGCAAAGGAUCAACACAAGGAGGAGGAGGAGCAGCACCUUCAAGUGAGGCGCUUUGCCCCCUGGGGGGCAAAGGAUCAACACAAGGAGGAGGAGGAGCAGCACCUUCAAGUGAGGCGCUUUGCCCCCUGGGGGGCAAAGGAUCAACACAAGGAGGAGGAGGAGCAGCACCUUCAAGUGAGGCGCUUUGCCCCCUGGGGGGCAAAGGAUCAACACAAGGAGGAGGAGGAGCAGCACCUUCAAGUGAGGCGCUUUGCCCCCUGGGGGGCAAAGGAUCAACACAAGGAGGAGGAGGAGCAGCACCUUCAAGUGAGGCGCUUUGCCCCCUGGGGGGCAAAGGAUCAACACAAGGAGGAGGAGCAGCACCUUCAAGUGAGGCGCUUUGCCCCCUGGGGGGCAAAGGAUCAACACAAGGAGGAGGAGCAGCACCUUUGA